AACGAAUGGUGACCUCCAAAUCGUGCUUGAGAACCCAUUGUUUUGAACACUGAUUUAACCCAAAUCUCCUGUUCUUAUCCGUUCAUUUUAGGAUACAUCCGAGGCUACUGGAUUAGUGCUCAUAAUUCAAAUGGAAAGAAUGCGCGUGGCGGAGGUUUUAGCUGCCAGAGACACCGUUGUCGAACGCCUCGAAGACGCUUACAUCUCUGUUCGACAAAAGGCAGCAACGAUUGAUCGACUUCAGCGUGAGCUAGAAGAUCUGAGGCGCCCGUCUACCUCUGCCACAUCUGUGGCGAGAGAGCAUGAUUCAUGCGUUCAGCUUCCAGUGCAAGACACUAUCAUUGCACCCGAGACUGCACAACCAGUUCCAAGGGACGGUAAUUAUGGGAGUACAUCAGCUCAAGUUUUUCCUUGGCAAGCGCCUCUUGACACCCCGAAGAGUCCUUCCACAGGUCUAUCUCUCACACCCCCGCCAGAUUCCCGCCCAGAAAUCCAGUGUGAUUCUACUCCUUUCAGUCCCUCUUUUCAGUCAAACUAUUGCGCACGUCUUGAAAAUUAUUCUGAUUCACGCUACUUUGAAACCGUCGACUUCGAUCAUCCGAAUAUCCACGGACCACUUACGCUUGGCGACGGACCCGAGAAAUCGAUUCUCGCGAGACAAGAACUCCUUGCGAUGCUUCCUCUCCCUGCUGACAUCCCAGAUGACGCUCUAAACCCAAUUCUCAUUCCUCCGCCGUACACUUUGCAUGAAUUCUUGGGUAAUGCUUCUGGUACUCUCAAAAGCUCCUUGUCAAACUAUCGUGUCCUCGGCCAACUGACAACAUACUGGUGUCCAGAGCGCGAAGAACAUGGCUACUUUCUCACCCCCGUUUUCAAGUGUAACACCAAUCCACGUAUAACAACAGCACAUCGGUGGACUGCAGUGGACGUAAUUGGUACCAUGAACAAGCAUACUGAGUGCUUCUACAACAAGGACGGAAAGUGGUACUACGCUGGCGUAUACAAGGCUUUUCGGAUGGACGACUUAACCAUGCAAGAGUGGGAAGCUCUAUCAACCGAGACGACCCAAACCCUUAUCAAGGAGACUCUAUCUGGCCGAAAGAACGUCUCACCCCAGAACGUCUACGAAACUGGACAGUUGUAUGCUGUUGGCGCCCUUCGUGUCGCGUGUAUCGGAUUGCAAUGUGUGGGAUUCAGCUCUGUGAUGUAUCGCGCAGUCUUGGAACAGGCAACUCUGGGGAAAUGGCGCGGGAUAGGUUGGUCGGGACCCACCGGGACAUCAUCCAAUGGCACUACGAUCGAAGGCGAUGGAACACUUGUACCUUGAGUUUGCUUGGUUUUGCGUCGAGGACUCUUUACAA
Suillus paluster is the source of this 1361-nucleotide messenger RNA. RefSeq lists its product as uncharacterized. Bases 131 to 1327 code for a protein of 398 amino acids. The transcript is spliced from 7 exons. Lineage: Eukaryota; Fungi; Basidiomycota; Agaricomycetes; Boletales; Suillaceae. The record is from RefSeq and is a predicted model, not a curated record.